AUGUGUUUUUUUUUUUCUGAAAAGUUGGUGUUUAUAGACAAGAGAAGAAGCUCCAUCGAAUCAAAAAUCUGGCCAUGCUGUGGGCAAGAGCCGCCGACUGGUCCCUCGGCAGCAUCGACUCGACAUCGAAGCUCGUCCGCUUUUUCAACCACUCACGCCGACGGAGUCAGAGUAAAUAACCUCGAAAGUGAAAUUGAAAAUUCGAUGUGGAUUUUGAGUGAGAAAAAGCGAAUAGCGAUUGAUGAAAUGACCGAAGGCCACGAUGUCCUGCUCACUCCUGGUCAUUGUUGGGCCAAGAGGCGCCCGUGUCAACUUGUGAUGUCCACGAAUGAAGGCCUUUCGCCAAAGAAAUCGACACCGUUGGAUCUUUCGACAGUGAACCCUGAGCAAGAGCUCGUGUUUCGAUGGGCCACCGAAAUGCUGCAGAUGACCGCUGCUGCAAGAUAA
Molecule: messenger RNA, 447 nt
Organism: Ostertagia ostertagi
Lineage: Eukaryota; Metazoa; Nematoda; Chromadorea; Rhabditida; Trichostrongylidae
Source: the annotation of a GenBank genome assembly